CAAAAUUUGAAAAAUUAACGGUUAAAAAACAUUUGAAAAACAUAAUUCAAAAGUGCGCCAAACUUUUAAGACAGUCACGAGAUUUUGUAAAGCAAUAAAAAGUUAAUUAAACCACAAUUUAAAAUGGAAAACGAUAAAGAAAUCAUUAAAGAAAACAAUAACGUUGAAGAAGACAUUGUAGAAUCACCAGAAAAGUCAAAAUACGAGAAAAUGAUAACAAAAAGAGAUGUCCGGAAGUUUUCAUUGAUCCCGAAGAAAAUUAAGCGAUUGAAGGAGAACAAGAAUGCUGCAAAUUCAGGAAUUAAUAUAUCAGCUAAUCAUAUUCGAUUGCAAUUGAAUGCUGGAAACAAGAUGAUGGUGAAGAACGGAAGUAAUCAAAAACUUAAAUUCUUUGCAUCCAGAAUUCCUCGUGAAUAAUAGGCGCUGUAAACAAUGGAAGAAUCUAGUCACGUUAUGUUGGAACUCAUUUAAACUAAUUAAUAUUUUUUCAAUAUAUAUGUUAUUUAAUUAAAUAAAAGCUGUUUCCUUUACAAAUG
This is a messenger RNA of Chironomus riparius, 536 nucleotides long. The record is from the annotation of a GenBank genome assembly. NCBI's taxonomy places the organism in Eukaryota, Metazoa, Arthropoda, Insecta, Diptera, Chironomidae.